Molecule: messenger RNA, 345 nt
Organism: Theileria parva strain Muguga
Lineage: Eukaryota; Apicomplexa; Aconoidasida; Piroplasmida; Theileriidae
Exons: 3
Coding region: 7-345 (112 amino acids)
Source: RefSeq, a predicted model, not a curated record
GUGAUAAUGAUUUAUUUCUUUAAAUAUAUAUUUUUUUCAUUUGUUUUAUCCAGGAGUUUAGCAGUUAGUCAGACUAAAUCGAAGAUUAAUAUCCCAUACAUAUCACCUGUUAAGAACAACAGUAAAAAGGGUACUGUUAUACUCGAUGGUUCUACUGAUGGCAACGGCGAACUCCCUUUUGUUGAAAUCACAAACGCAGAUGGCUAUUUUUACAAAUCUCCACAAGAGUAUAAAGAUACUUCAUAUGCUAAGAGGGAACGAGAACUUGAAGAACUACAGUCUAAGAAUAUGAACCACUUUGACUUUCUUAAUCCACUAAUCGGAAACCUCACUAACAGAAUUUAG